Aphanomyces astaci is the source of this 1014-nucleotide messenger RNA. RefSeq lists its product as hypothetical. Lineage: Eukaryota; Oomycota; Saprolegniomycetes; Saprolegniales; Verrucalvaceae. Bases 1 to 1014 code for a protein of 337 amino acids. The transcript is spliced from 3 exons. The record is from RefSeq and is a predicted model, not a curated record.
AUGAUUCCCGAAGAUCAGGCACACCUUGUGGAAGACAUCGGUUGCACGAUCGAACUCACUGUCGCUGAAACUACGGCAGCAUCCACUGCUGCCCAUGCGACAAUGCAAGAAGAAGUCGCCCAAAUGAAUUCGCAUGGGCGAAACCUUGAAGACUCUCUCUGCGUCGCUCGUGAGACAAUGGCGACCUUAGAAGAGCAAUCUUCCAUCUUGACGACACAUGGUCGCACCCUCCAAGAUUCUCUGCAAAUCGCUCAAGAUAAGAUUGCGCGCCUCUCGCGCGGUUUGGAAUCGUCGGACACCGUAUCGGCUCCUCGCCUGAAGCCGAUCAAGCUGGAAUUCGCCAUGUUCGGUGGAGCGGAGUCUGGCAAACUCCUCCACUGGCUUUACAAGUCAAAACUGCCGCUGACCCCCAGCGCAUCUCCGACGAAGCCACUCGCCUGGCUUUUGCGAUGUCGCACUCAAAGGGACGUUCGGGAGGUCCACAGCUGUGCCUCGCCCGCGCAGUCGGAUCGUGACGUCCACCUCCGCCGGGUGAUUGAGGACCUCCGUGCCAACGGCCACGAGGCCAAUCUGGCCAAAUGUAUGUUUGGCGUCGAUGAAAUCCCAGUCCUGGGAAACUUGAUGGGUGUGAACGGCUGUGGGGCUGAUCCCGACAAGGUAAAGGCCAUAUCGCACUUGGCCUUAAAGACCGACCUUCACAAGUACUCACACAAUUUUGCCACCAUUGCCCAGCCUCUGUUUCGGCUUUUCCUUAAGGACGCUCCUUGGGUUUGGGAUUAUGCGUGUCAGUCGGCCUUCGAAGGCCUCAAGCUCAAUCGCCCCGAUCUUGGCACUCCCGGACUUCAACAACCAUUCUCUGUCGUCUGCGACGCUUUGCAGUUUACCAUCGGCUGUCGCGUGAUGCAGCUGGACGCCUCCGGUCACCCUCGUCGUGGUUCCUAUCAGAGCCGUCAACCACAUGCGGCUGAGCGGGCGUACCCGGUUCACGUUUUAGAACUUCUCUCCAUGAAGUAA